CCGCCGGUUCGGUCAGUGCGAUGCCAACUGUGUUAGCGUUCGCGUUACACGAUGACGAACGUCGUCAAUCAUCAUCUACCCUCGUGGUCCGCGGUCAUUGUGGUGUCGAUCGUAGCCGUCUCGUUGGCGCCGGUGUCGCUGUGUUCGGUGCAGCAAUCCAGCAGCGGCAACGGGCUAUGGGACGAUCUGAUGGGCAAGUGCGACGGUCCAAGGAACACGAUGGACUGCGUGCGCAGCCGGCUGUACAAUUACGUCGAUCACACGUUCGAAUCCGACUUUAACAUCACCGACGGGCUGAUAUUCACGAAGAACUCCAACAACUACGAGUCCAUGUGUCCCGAAAAUAACGAGACAACCACCACGUCCUAUCGGGAAGCCCGAGCUCCUGAAAUGGAAGAAGAAGAAGCAGUAGUCGAUGAUGGCUGGUCCGACGUCACAGAGCGGCUGUACAACAAGGGUGCCAAAUACUUGGCAACCCACGAUUUUGAAGCCACUGUACCAAGUUUUUUGGGUGGCGGACCCGGUGCUAGGGUUCGUCUGUCACCCAAAAAAAUUUUACCCGAUGGCGGCAUAAUUCUGCGAAUGGACGUGUUGCCGGCUGCAAGAGACGCCAGAUCGCCUAGAUUCAUGCACAAGAUGAUAA
Messenger RNA from Diuraphis noxia (Russian wheat aphid), 643 nucleotides. It is a transcript of the gene Osi17, whose product is annotated as DUF1676 domain-containing protein Osi17. The record is from RefSeq and is a predicted model, not a curated record. Gene Ontology annotation, cellular component: membrane. Lineage: Eukaryota; Metazoa; Arthropoda; Insecta; Hemiptera; Aphididae.